This is a messenger RNA of Marasmius oreades (fairy-ring Marasmius), 4256 nucleotides long. RefSeq lists its product as uncharacterized. NCBI's taxonomy places the organism in Eukaryota, Fungi, Basidiomycota, Agaricomycetes, Agaricales, Marasmiaceae. The coding region runs from base 231 to 3215 and encodes 994 amino acids. The transcript is spliced from 12 exons. Gene Ontology annotation, cellular component: glycine cleavage complex; mitochondrion. The record is from RefSeq and is a predicted model, not a curated record. Gene Ontology annotation, biological process: glycine decarboxylation via glycine cleavage system. Gene Ontology annotation, molecular function: pyridoxal phosphate binding; glycine binding; glycine dehydrogenase (decarboxylating) activity.
CUAUUCUACGCAUUGUUUUCUUCACUUUUCUUCGCUUUCUGGCUUCGGCUACCCUAUAGCCUCACCCAGCUCUCCGUUUCUCUUUAUUGGUCUCGUCUCGGAUAAGAUCUUACUCGGUGAAUAACUCAGUGAAUGGCCAGGCGGGCAACCCUUGCGGAGUCGACCCCUUAUACUAUACAUUACUGUGUACAUAAUUUCCUGUUAAGCCUGCUUCUCUCUUCUAUACCCCCAUGUCGGUCCUGCGCCACGUCCUGCGGCCUCUCAGGAUCUCAGCUCAUCGUUUCAGAGGUUUUGCCAGCGUUUACCAACCCGAUUCACUCUUUUCACCUCUCGACGAGUUCCCGCGAAGACACAUUGGGCCGGAUGAUAAGGAAUCGUUUUAUAUGCUCGACAGGUUGGGCUACAAGUCCAUGAACGCAUUCAUUGAGGAUACAAUUCCAUCCAAGAUUCGCAUACCAACUUCGGCAAUUGACAAUGUAUCUAUCCCUGCACUCAGCGAAUCGGAACUGCACGCACGAGCCAAAGCUUUGGGGGCGGCGAACAAGUCCUUCAAGAGCUAUAUUGGAACGGGUUAUCAUUGUGCUGUAGUUCCGCCCGUAAUCUUACGCAACAUCACUGAAAACCCUGCAUGGUACACCCCUUACACCCCCUAUCAGCCUGAAGUCGCACAAGGUCGUUUGGAGUCUCUGGUCAACUUUCAAACUAUGGUCAUGUCCUUGACGUCGAUGGACAUCGCUAAUGCUUCUCUACUCGACGAAGCUACUGCUGCCGCAGAGGGCAUGGUCAUGGCUUUCAUGCAAUCCGGUCAAAAGAAAAAACAGUUUCUCGUAGAUUCUGGCGUCCUUCCGCAGACAAUCGCUGUCCUCCGCACGAGAGCGAAGGGUUUCGGAAUCAAUUUGGUUAUCGCGGACGUUAAUGUCGCCCUACAGGAUGAAUCAGUGAAAUCCCAGAUCUGCGGUGUGCUUGUACAGUACCCGGACGUGAACGGUCACAUCUCGGACUAUACCAGCCUUGCAGACACCGUUCACGCAGCGGGUGGAUUGGUCGUUUGUGCGACGGAUCUUCUUGCUUUAACGAUGCUCAAACCCCCCGGUGAAUGGGGUGCCGAUAUUGUCCUUGGGAAUUCUGCCCGAUUUGGCGUUCCUGCCGGUUACGGAGGUCCUCACGGAGCGUUUUUUGCUGUGAGGGAAGCUUUGAAGAGGAAAAUGCCCGGUCGCUUGGUUGGACGCAGUCGUGAUGCAACCGGAAAGCUUGCGUACAGACUCGCUUUACAAACUCGUGAACAACAUAUUCGACGGGAAAAGGCCACCAGCAAUAUCUGCACUAGCCAAGCUCUCCUUGCCAACAUGGCUGCCAUGUAUGCCGUCUACCACGGACCAGAAGGCUUGAAGCGAAUUGCGAACAAAGUCCACGGUUUCACGCAGGUGUUCAGAACCGCCGUAGAGAAUAUGGGUUAUCAUGCUACCAACUCCACUUUCUUCGACACCAUCACCUUGGACGUCUCCUCCGCGACUAAGAAUGCCGACGCUGUUCACGCUCUAUCUAUCUCGGAAGGCAUCAAUCUCCGGAAAAUUGAUGAAAAACACGUUGGAGUAACCUUUGACGAAAGUGUUACUCCAGGAGAAUUAGUUCAGCUUAUCAAUGUUUUUGCUUCUGCAGCGUCUACUUCCCCUGUUGCUCUUUCGGAUCUCAAGGAGCCUGAAACCAUUUCGAUUCCCCCUUACCUUCAACGUACCUCCCAGUACCUGCCUCACCCUGUGUUUAACAAGCAUCACUCUGAGACCGAAAUGAUGCGUUAUAUCCACCACUUAGCCUCCAAAGACAUCGGUCUUGUUCAUUCAAUGAUCCCUUUGGGGAGCUGUACAAUGAAGCUCAACAGCACGAGCAGUAUGAUCCCUUUGACAUGGCCUGAAUUCAGCUCCGUCCAUCCAUUCGCCCCGUAUGAGCAAGUGAAGGGUUACCAUGUUGUCAUCCAAGAGUUGGAAGACGACCUUGCGAAAAUCACUGGCUUCCAUGCUACUUCUUUGCAACCGAACUCGGGCGCAGCGGGAGAAUAUGCAGGUCUUUCAGUGAUUAGAGCUUACCACGAGUCGAGGGGAGAGAGACAUAGGGACGUUUGCUUGAUUCCGUUGAGUGCCCAUGGAACAAAUCCCGCCUCUGCGGUCAUGGCUGGAUUGAAAGUCGUAUCCGUCAAGGUCUUGGCAGAUGGUAAUCUUGAUCUCGUCGAUUUGAAGACCAAGGCCGAGAAGCACAAGGACAGUCUUGCCGCAUUUAUGAUCACGUAUCCCUCUACAUUCGGUGUAUUCGAAGACGGCGUUCAAGAUGCCUGCAAAAUCAUUCACGAAAAUGGUGGGCAAGUUUAUCUGGACGGCGCUAAUCUCAAUGCUCAAGUUGGCCUCACAAAUCCUGCUGUCUGUGGAGGGGAUGUCUGCCACAUGAACUUGCAUAAAACCUUUGCAAUCCCUCAUGGAGGAGGAGGACCUGGUGUUGGGCCCAUCUGCGUCGCUGAGCAUCUCGCCCCAUUCCUCCCAUCCCAUCCUAUCAUGCCUGAAUCAAACGAAAAAGCUAUCGAAGCCGUCUCUGCAGGGCCGUUUGGAUCCUCUUCAAUCCACCUCAUCUCGUGGGCGUACAUCAAAAUGUUAGGCGGGCAAGGUCUCAUCGAUUCCACUAAGAUUGCCCUGUUGAACGCGAACUAUAUGGCCGGAAGACUCGCAGGACAUUACAGUUUGAAGUACAAGAACGCCAAUGGUCGCGUGGCGCACGAAUUGUUGAUUGACUUGGCUGAGUUUGACAAGGCUGCUGGGCUGAAGGUCACCGACUUUGCGAAGAGGUUGCAAGAUUAUGGCUUUCAUCCCCCGACAUGUUCUUGGCCAAUAUCUACGUGUAUACUCAUUGAACCAACGGAGUCAGAGACAUUGGAAGAGAUCGAUAGAUUCUGUGACGCGAUGAUCCAAAUAAGAAAAGAAGUUGAAGAUAUUAUCACUGGACAGCAGCCGAAAGACAAUAACCUCUUGAAGAACGCACCUCAUCCGGCUUCUGUCAUCACUGUGUCGGAUUCAGAAUGGGACCGCCCUUACUCUCGCCAUACCGCUGCAUAUCCCCUACCUUAUCUCGAAGAGAAGAAAUUUUGGCCUACUGUUUCCCGAAUUGACGAUGCUUAUGGAGACCUCAACCUCAUUUGCGACUGCCCCUCCGUAGAAGAACUGGCCUCGUGAACGCCAUGAAUCUACGACUUUCUAUUUCACCUACGUGGUUUCGAUACUAAUGUGCGGAGCGUGCUCACAUCCUAAAAAUAGCUUAGUUUUUUUUUGCAACUUGUAUUCUUAUUACUAUCCAUAGACUUUUAGGUAAGUUAGACAAUGACAUCAAUACAAAGUAGACUACCCAGAAGAGCUACAAAGACUUCGCUUUUUCCAUCUCUAACGACUGGUACAGCUCCGGCUGAUACUGCUGUAUUCUGUUCAUGAUCUCCUCAUCCAAACCGGGUUUAUUUGCAAAGGAUCGGACGAUCCUCACGGUUUCCGCAGUGGGAAGAAUGUCCCCCGUCAUAUCCAGGCAAAGAACUUUGACGGCAGCACUCAACCUCUCCAUGCGACAGAGGCAUUCGAUGUAAGUGUUCCAGUUAUGGAGGUUCAACUCGAAAUUCUCUCGUCUUAGUCGGGUCAUUAUUUGCUCGAGAAGGUGUGUCGCCUUUGCGUAGCCGCAAGCAUCAAAUAUAAUACUCACGCUGACGUGGUCGAACCUUUUGGAGAUGAACAUCUGGUCCCAGACUCUGUAUGCAUCCCCAAAGCAGUUGAGUCUUUGGUACGUAUCCAUCAUCUGGUUCCAUAGGUAUGGUUCGGGGCUAAUCGUGGCAUCUAACGUGAUGAGAUCGUGUAUGCGACGAGUAGCAGCAAUGAGUCGAGGCGUAAGGGAGAUGUACUCGGGGUCCUGUUUCGUUCGCGUUCCCAACUUCCCCAUGUGCCUCAAAAGGAUGGUAUAAAUUUGGGGAGUAACCUCGUAGCCAGCCUGUCGCAUGUCUUUGACGAUGUUGAAAUAGCGAGAAAGGGAUGGAAUUCUAACUCCACCCUGGACAGAUAGUCGACAAAAUGCAUCGAGAACCCGUUCAUAUCCUGUUUGGUCCAGAGUAUUACGCCGCCUCUGAUACUCUCUAAAAGCUUCUUCCUCUCCGCCUGCUAAGCGUAUACGCAUAACAGCUAUGGAUGCGUUCAUGCUAUAUACCUCCAUACCUCGGAUCUUAAUAUCUUCCAAUAAAC